AUGUCAACGUUAUUCGUCCUAAGGAAUAUUGGGAUUACGAGUCCCUCACUGUCUAAUGGGGGUAUUAUUCUUCGUAUUCUCCCUCUAUCUACGAAGCCUCUAUGUACUGCUUCUGAAUUCAAAUCGGAACAGGAUGAUUACGAGGUGGUGAGGAAAGUUGGAGGAGGGAAAUAUAGUGAGGUUUUCGAGGGGGUUCAUUGUACGGAUAACGAGAAAUGCAUUAUCAAGAUUCUUAAACCGGUCAAGAAGAACAAGAUUAAGAGGGAGAUUAAAAUACUGCAGAAUCUUUGUGGAGGGCCAAAUAUUGUGAAGUUGCUGAAUAUAGUUAGGGAUCAGAAAUCGGAGACUCCGAGUCUUAUAUUUGAAUAUGUGAAUAACACAGAUUUUAAAGUGCUUUAUCCAACGCUGUCUGAUUAUGAUAUUCGAUAUUAUAUCUAUGAACUUCUGAAGGCAUUGGAUUAUUGCCACUCACAAGGUAUUAUUCACCGAGAUGUGAAGCCCCAUAAUGUGAUGAUUGAUCAUGAGCAGCGGAAACUUCGUCUUAUUGAUUGGGGCCUUGCAGAGUUCUAUCAUCCAGGGAAAGAAUACAAUGUUCGGGUUGCUUCAAGAUAUUUUAAAGGUCCUGAACUCCUUGUUGAUUUGCAAGACUAUGAUUACUCUUUAGACUUGUGGAGCCUUGGUUGUAUGUUUGCUGGAAUGAUAUUCCGAAAGGAGCCAUUCUUCUACGGGCGUGAUAAUUAUGAUCAACUGGUCAAGAUAGCCAAGGUUCUCGGGACAGAUGAAUUAACUGCUUAUCUUAAUAAGUAUUGCAUAGAUUUGAAUCCACAUCUUGCGGCCCUUGUUGGGAGGCAUAGUCGCAAACCUUGGACGAAGUUCAUUAAUGUUGAGAAUCAACAUCGGGCAUUACCUGAGGCUGUUGACUUCCUUGAAAAGUUGCUUCAAUAUGAUCAUCAAGAAAGGCCAACUGCAAAAGAAGCAAUGGCUCAUCCUUAUUUUGACCCAAUUAGAAACGCAGAAAGCAGCAGAAGUCGUAGCUAGCAUGCCAAUUUCAUGAGUGCAUGGUGGGAUCCUGGCUUUGUAGUCUGACCGAAGAUUAUUUGUGUCGUGGUUGAGCUAGCAGUUAAGAAGUCUUUCAAUGUCUCUGAUUUUUCUGUCUCCCCAAAGGGAAAUUUUAGUUUAUUCCAUCUUUCAUGUUUGUCCUAAUAUUGAUGGUAAAUCUUGUGUUGUUCUUCAGAUGAGAACAAUUCCUAAAUCUUAUUUGAGUAUGCUCGUUAUUACCGAGCUACAUAUCUGAUCGUCGGCCUCAUUGUUU
Molecule: messenger RNA, 1312 nt
Organism: Durio zibethinus
Lineage: Eukaryota; Viridiplantae; Streptophyta; Magnoliopsida; Malvales; Malvaceae
Source: RefSeq, a predicted model, not a curated record